AUGCGCCUGUCAGUCCGGGCGCCGCGCCGCGCUCGGCCCGAGCUGUUUGUAAAUUACAUUAGCCGCGCCUUUAUUGCACCCGAACCUCGGGCGACUCAAAAGCCGCCGCCCCCACCCCAAACUGCGAGCCUCGCUCCCGGCGCACCCGCCUCCCGCCGGUCUGGCUGCGAUGGCAGCGCUGGCCCGGAGGUCUCAGGCUCUCCGACCCGGGAUUUGGCGCCCGAGAAGGGCGGCGUGAGCCCAGCCGGAGAGGGACGUGGCCGCUACGCGGGCCAGGACAAGAUCUUAAGGGCAACCUUGCUGUUGUCCCUUUUCCAGUCCCUCAGGAACAGUGGACCUCAGUGUUACGGACAAAGCUGCGAGGAAGGGACCUGCUGCUCUGACAGUCUUUGUGGAAUUCGGAGAGUGUUUCUUCUGCUAUUGAAGUCGACUCCGAUAGAUGGCCUCCUGCCUCCCUGGCUGAACCAGGACUGCCCCCUCGGUUUUUAUAUUCCGCCCUGGGCCACCGUCGGCAGUAACAACAACAACAAUAACCAUGACAAUGAACACCAGAAGCCCUUACCGCGUACCUGGCUUCAGGCUAAGAGUUUUAUUCAUUCAUUUAUUACUCACAACCCUAUGAGGUAGUAGCUACCGCUGUCACGCCAAUUUUAAAUAGAAGGAAAAUGAGUCCCAGAGAAGUUAAGUAACCCAUCCAAAGUCACACAGCUUGUUCUAGAGUAAUUAGGAUUUGAAGAUUGGUUUUUCAAACUCUAAUUCUAAUCCCGGAACCAUGGAGUUUUAACCAGCCCCCGCCCUGGGGUGGGGGUGGGGGGCUCUUUGAAUGGGCUUCGGGGGGGGGAGGCUCUGCAGAUCCCAGAAAUUGUGUGUAAAAUUAUGGAUGUGAGCCCAAGUGGGCACAUUUUUCCAGGGGCAAUAUUACAUAACCCACUGGAUUCUCAAAAGGGGUUGGAGGUCCAGAAAAGGUUAAGACCAGAAGCAGGCCGACCAGAGGGAGGGAAGCUGCCCCCCUGGCAGGUCUGGGGAGCAGGGAGCCAGCCGCUCCCAAGUCCAGGCCAGGCUCCAAGCCUACUUCUGGGCCUGCCCUGCUAUCUGUGGCCACUGGCUCUCAGACCUCUUCCUGCCCAGGUCGGGGAAGGCGCUAUGGCGAGGCCACUGCUUUGGAGAACACCCCUUCCUGCUUCUCCCCCACUCACUUCUUCUGUGAACUGAACCCCAGAGCCUACUGACAGGGUGGCCUCACCACGUAGGCCAACCUCUUUCAGGCACUUCAGCCCUGCAUGGGGGGGGGGGAUGCCAUUUGGAAAUGGGGGGAGGUGCAUAAACAGACUACUGAGUGAUGGAGACAGGUAGAGAUGGGAAGAGACUUCCCAGGAGGUGCUCAAGACCCAUGUGACCAUACUCUGGAGCCUCCAGAACAUCGCUCGUUUUUUAUGGUCCUUUGCUCCCCUCAACCGGGGGUCAGAAGGGUCUCAGUCACUUCCCUUCCUUGUGCCUUUUGCUCUGGUUUUAGUGCUCAGCUGUCUUGCAGAAUCUUCCCUGCCCUGUUCAGUUCCUCUAUGCUCCUUAGCGAACUUCCCUCAGAGUCACUGUCAGAUUGUCAGGAACGUGCUGGUUUGUCUGUCUGCCCUUCUGCCUCUCUUUCCACCUGGCUUUGGGAAGAAAGGUACCUGGAUCUCUUCUCUAUGCCCUAUGCCAGCCUGGCAUAUAGCAAGGGCUCUUCAUCCAUUUUUAAAUUUUUUUUUAACAUUUAUUUAUUUUUGAGAGACAGAGACAGACAGAACAUGAGCAGAGGAGUGGGAGAGAGAGAGAGAGAGAGAGAGAGAGGA
Molecule: messenger RNA, 1829 nt
Organism: Felis catus (domestic cat)
Lineage: Eukaryota; Metazoa; Chordata; Mammalia; Carnivora; Felidae
Exons: 3
Coding region: 1-627 (208 amino acids)
Source: RefSeq, a predicted model, not a curated record